AUGCUCUACUAUUUCCUCGACUUUUGCGCCGUUCUCUGCACUCUUGCAUGCAUACGCCAGCUGCAGGCAUGGCGCAAACAGAGAAAACCCUUUCCAUCUGUCCCAGGGCCAAAAGGCCUUCCCCUGCUUGGCAACGUAUUUGAUAUGCAGGAGGGAGAAUUAUGGGAGACUGCACGGAAGUGGGGCGAGGAAUUCGGACCAUUGGUUCAAGUCAACGCUCUCGGGGAAACGUAUAUCUUUGUGAACUCUUACCAGGCAGCAGUCGACUUAUUUGAGAAGCGUGGGAGCAUUUAUUCUUCACGGCCCGGAAACGUUAUGUUAGAACUUCAAGGUUGGCGCUGGUUUAUCUCUAUUAUGCAGUACGGAGACGAGCUGCGAAGAGCGAGGCAACUGCUACAUCGUUUUCUUAAACCGGCCACUGUAAACGACUAUACUGAGUUACAGACGCAGUCAGCCCGUAGGAUGCUCAGAGGGCUGCUAGUAACUCCGGAUAAGUUCCCAGAACUUCUUCGGCAAAGUGCAGGAGAGACAAUUCUGCUGCUCACCUACGGCCACAAAGUUCAAGAUGAGAAUGAUCCGUACAUAACCAUUGCAGAGGAAGGUAUUGCGGCUGUUAUUGAAGCGGAAGAAUUCUAUCUGGUGAAUGCCAUUCCUGCGUUGCAAUACCUACCAUCUUGGCUUCCUGGUACUGGCUUCAAGAAAGUCAUCCAACAUGGCCAGAAAGCAUCUACGGAGUUGUAUCACGAGCCUUACAAGAUGGGAAAGGCCAAAGUUGUGGAGGACAAUGUCACCCCUUCGAUAUUGAGCAGGCUGCUUGAAUCAUAUUCAGCAGGAGAUAAGGUCAUAGGUGACGAGGAUAUGAUCACAAAAGUGACAGGUGUUUUAUAUUCGGCCGCAGCAGACACAACAGUUGCUGCCCUGUACACAUUUUUCCUCGCAAUGCUAUUGUAUCCGGACGUCCAGAAACGAGCACAAGAAGAACUUGAUCGCGUGCUAGGGAAAGACACUCUUCCGACAUUCAAUGAUCGACCAAACCUACCCUAUGUCAAUGCGGUCAUCAAAGAAUCACUAAGGUGGCAACCUGCUACUCCUGUCGCCCCAGCUCACACUGCUGACGAAGAUGAUGAGUACAAUGGUUACUUCAUUCCUGCUGGUGCAGCAGUAUUUCCAAAUAUCUGGGCAAUGCAGAGGGACCAGAAGGAAUACCCUGAGCCGGAUAAGUUCAUACCUGAUCGUUGGCUACCUACGGGCGGCAAAGAGGGCCCAAGGGAUGUACUCAAGACUUACUUCGGAUUCGGGAGGAGAAUUUGUCCUGGGCGCCAUUUUGCAGAUAAUACAAUAUUUAUAGGCGGUGCAUCGAUUCUAGCAGCAUUCAAAAUUACAAAUGCUCUUGACGAGAAUGGGCUUCCAGUUCCACCCAAAGCCGAAUUCGUGCCUCGUUUCCUCAGGCAUCCCAAGCCAUUCAAGUACGUUUUGGAGCCGAGGUCUGAGAAGGUCAAAGUUGUCAUAAGUGAAACCGUUGAGUUUGAAGAGUGAAGAGUGUUGCAAUAAUAUCUGCACUAUGGACGUUUGUUAUAAUUAC
Messenger RNA from Fomitiporia mediterranea MF3/22, 1582 nucleotides. Its product is annotated as cytochrome P450. NCBI's taxonomy places the organism in Eukaryota, Fungi, Basidiomycota, Agaricomycetes, Hymenochaetales, Hymenochaetaceae. The transcript is spliced from 14 exons. Gene Ontology annotation, molecular function: monooxygenase activity; oxidoreductase activity, acting on paired donors, with incorporation or reduction of molecular oxygen; iron ion binding. Bases 1 to 1536 code for a protein of 511 amino acids. The record is from RefSeq and is a predicted model, not a curated record.